Messenger RNA from Cololabis saira (Pacific saury), 3615 nucleotides. RefSeq names its product adhesion G protein-coupled receptor D2 (gene adgrd2). Gene Ontology annotation, cellular component: membrane. Gene Ontology annotation, biological process: cell surface receptor signaling pathway; adenylate cyclase-activating G protein-coupled receptor signaling pathway. Gene Ontology annotation, molecular function: G protein-coupled receptor activity. Lineage: Eukaryota; Metazoa; Chordata; Actinopteri; Beloniformes; Belonidae. The record is from RefSeq and is a predicted model, not a curated record. Bases 14 to 3346 code for a protein of 1110 amino acids. The transcript has 24 exons.
UCAGUAAAUAUAUAUGUUUUUAGGUGAGCUGAUUUUUUUUAUUUUAGGUGGAGACAGCACAUGCUUAAAGAUGGCUGGAGUGCUGCUUACUGCUCUCACAAUCUUCUUCUUGGAGGUGGUAUCUGAAAGUGAGCCGGUACAUGCUGGGCCAGGCGGAAUGGAGGACUCACAUGGUCCAUUCGAGCUAGUCCACUUCACAUCACACUGGGCCCUCCAGCUGGUCAAUGAGUCGCUGCCUUUUUCCAGAGCCGAUGCUUUCUGUAGAGGCCAGUUCAGCUCUCUGAUCACUAUGGACCAGUCAGAGGAACAUGGGGAAUUACUGGAAUUUCUGCAGCAGAGAGGAUUCAGUUCCCCAGUAUGGGUCAGGGAUCCCAGCAAAGCAGCCACCCAGCCUGUAGCCCUCUCCAGGCAGUAUUUGAAGUUCUCAGCUUUAAACUUCCCAAAGGAGUCCCAUGAGGGUUUUGCCCAUGUCAACAUGUCUUUUCCUGCGCUGUCAUCCAUCAGCGUGUGCGUUCGAGUUCAGUGGGACCCAGAGUGGAAUGAGGUCUCCACUAUUUUCUCUUAUGCUGCACCUGUUUUUAUCAAUGAGUUCCAGUUAAGAGGUCAAAUGAAUGCGCACAGUCGCAUCCUCCUGGCACUCAUCAUCCAUGGAAAGCACUUACCGUAUAAAGCAUCCUUCCCAAAUGACGGAGCAUGGCAUCACAUCUGUGUCACUUGGCACCGGAGCAGCAACCACUGGGCCAUCUACGUGGAUGGGGAGAUGAGAGACACGGGCUCGGCCACAGACACCUACAGAGAUAUCUAUGGAAAUGGUAUUUUCAUUCUGGGUCAGGACCAAGAUUCGUAUGGGGGAAAUUUCACGGAGCCUUUUUUUGGAAAUAUCACUGACUUGAAUGUUUGGAACAUAUCCUUGGAAACAAGACAUACGAGAGCUCUGAACUUAUGUGCACCUUUGACCCAGGAACGGAUUUUCUCCUGGAAUCUUGACCUUAUAAGCAGCCACCCUGUGGUAAAAGAGGUAAAGACCCUUCUGUUUUGUCCAGUAGUGCACCACCAGAUGGAGCUGCAGGGCUGCAGGACAUUGCAACGCCGGCGGGAUCAACUCUUGACGUUGGGCCUGACGGACUGUUCAGAACGUCUGCCGUUCAUCUGCAGGAGCAGCAGAGAGCGAUACCUCAGGCUGCAGCAGAUGAGGGAUUCUCAGAUCUCCCAGGCCACUGUCUUUAUGAACCAGCUGAUGAAGUUCUCCAACAAGAGCCAGCCCGUGCCAGGACAGCUGGUGGAUCUGGACAGCUUGGCCCAGGCCGCAGACCUGCUGAACGUCUCUGCCCAGGCUCUGGAAGACACGCCGCAGAACCAACUGGAGCCGGCAGACAUGCUGUCGCUUAUUCAGCUGCUCUCGCUGACUGCUGAUGUCCCCUCACAGCCGCUUGAUGAUGUCAAAAACGCAAGCAAAGACACCUCCAGCCUCCAGGAGCUGAGUCAGCACUUCAUUAGCGUGGCUGAUAGCAUCAUCAGCGAAGACAAUUCCCUCAAGUGGCAGGCCAUCAAAGAGGUGGUGAACGGCCCCAUGGAUGUUGUCAACAGCAUCGACCGGAUGUUGACCCGCCUGAGCCCUCGGCUGAUGACGGAGACGGAUCGUCUGACCAUUCACAGUCCUAACAUCAAACUCCAAGUGCAACAGCAGAGGCUGCAGGAGGGUUCCACAAUAUCAAGCUUCUGUGGGCCUGAGAAAGAGACCAAACUAGAUUGUAUUUCAGUCCCACAACAAAAAAUCCAGGAUCUCCAUAACAACGGCUUCAAUACGCUCACCUUGGUCAACACAUGGUACGGCUCUCUGCCCCCUCUGUUCAGUCCUGAAAAGAAUCUCACCAUGGUCCCCACUGUCACUGACGGCAGUCAAAGAUACCUGGGCACCGUUCUUGGGUCUUCUGUUGUAUCCAUGACGGCACUGGGAGACGACCAGCCAGUUAGCAUGGCAGUUCACUUCCAGCUCCAGCACAGAAUACAGAUAUCUGCUGGUACUGUGUAUGAUCCAGUGUGUGCCUUCUGGGAUUUUCAUCUCAGUCCAGAGGUUGGCGGGUGGUGGAAUACCAAAGGCUGCGAGGUGGUGUCCAAACAUUAUGGAUAUACUGUGUGUUACUGCAACCACACCACCAAUUUUGCUUUGUUGUUGCAGAUUUAUGAGGCUCAGAGGAGCCCAAAGAAUGAAAAAGCUCUGCAGGUGCUGACGUUCAUUGGUUGUGGAGUGUCCCUCUGUGGCCUCCUCUUCACCUUCAUCCUCUUCAUUGCUGUGGGUGUGCCAAAGUCGGACCGCACCACCGUCCAUAAGAACCUGAUCAUUGCUCUGGGCGUCGCUGAGCUGCUGCUCAUGUGCAGUGACUGGGCAUCGGAGAAUGAGGCAGCGUGUUUCCUGGUGACUGCUCUACUCCAUCUCUUCUUCCUGGCCUCCUUCUCCUGGAUGCUGGUGGAGGGCCUUCUGCUCUGGAGCAAAGUGGUGUCUGUCAACAUCAGCGAGGACCGCAGGAUGAAGCUUUAUUACCUUAUAGGCUGGGGCCUGCCUGUUCUGGUAGUUGGUGUGACAUUAUUGGUAUCGAUGGACAAGUAUAAGUCAGACGUUCACUGUUGGCUCAGCGUGAAGACUGACACCAUCUGGGCCUUUGUGGGACCUGUCAUAUUUGUUUUAGUGGUAAAUGCAGUUGUGAUGUGUCGGGUUGUCAUGGUGACUGUGUCCAGUGCUCAGCGUCGUGCUAAGAUGCUCAGUCCAAGCUCGGCAUCAAAGAUGCAGGCCUUUGACCUCACCUGGGCCGUGACCCGUCCCGUUCUCAUCCUGCUGCCCGUCUUGGGCCUGACUUGGCUGUGUGGAUUGCUGGUUCAUCUGUCCGUGGUAGUUGCCUAUGUCUUCAUCGCUCUCAAUUCCUUUCAGGGCCUCUAUAUCUUCUUGGUAUAUGCUGUUUACAACAGUGAGGUGAGGAAUGCCAUAAAGAGGAUCAAAGAAAAAAGGAAGGCCUUAUCUUUCACAAACUGCUCCCAGCCAAUGAGCUUCCUACCUUCGCAGAGGGCUCCAGUCCCCUCCUGGAGCCACAGUCCACCAACCCCCUCCAGCCCAGAGACCAGUGAGACUUCAGGACCCAUCACUUCCACAUCCAUGUCAUUGGUCAUCAAGAAUGAGAGUUUCAGAAAGGGAAGCCUUGUGAGUUUCUCCGUGAAACCAGCAUCAGGAAACCAAUUUGUGCAGCUGACGGGGUUCAAGCCUUCAGGUACAAAUCCGACAUCGUCUGACGCCGGUCUCAGAUCAUCGCUGGGUUACAAUCCAGUCAAAGUAGAGGUCAUACCAUCAGUUUAACGGCAGCACAAGUUCAAGACAAUGGAAAAGAAAGAGAAGCACAAAAAUACCAUGUCUAAGAAAACGUAACACAGGAGAAGAACCUAUUCUGGGCAAACAUACAGAUGUUUAAAGCGACUGCAGAAUGUUUAUCGCAGCUGUGUACAACCACCCGUUUUUUUUGUUCUUUUUUUGUUUCAUUUUUUUUAAAUCUUUCUAAACCAGAUAAUGGCUGUGUGCCUUUUCCAUUACUUUCACUUCAUACUUGUUUUAUUCAUUACGGGGGCUGA